AGAUGAGUGGUCGGGCACGUGGCCGUGGCCUUGAUGUGCCCCUGUGCGGUGCAGCAGCCCUAUCCCACGCUCAACACUUCCGACCUGCUGCUCCAAUGCAACCAAGAAUGCGAUCAGCUGGACCUCAGCCACAAGUGCGCGCACCGCGACCUGCAGCCCACCAGCAGAAGCAGUUUCGAGGCAUGCGACCAGAUGAAAAUCCAACAUGUCACAUGGCGAAAUCUGGAUCAUCGGACGGCAAACGCGAUGAUAUUGAGAAACGCAAACGUAGGAUUAUUAAGGAAGAUAUCCAAUAUGAAGAACAGCUGAAAGUAAUAGCAGCCAAUGUAGCUAAAACUGGGAAACACAACAUGGGCAUGCUAAAGAAGCAUUGCGAUGAAAUCAUCGAGCUCACAGAAGAUGCAGGGAGGACCGUGUCAACCAUGGCCAUUAUGACAAUGGUGAAAGUCGAUCUAGAGAUAGAACAUCUUAAUAGGAAGAUGGACAACUUAGUAGAAGGUAUUUCUUAUGUACUUGAAUGCACUAGUACCAUAAGGAAUGAGGUCAACGCUGCCGUCAUCAAACGGACGGACAGCACGCUUGAAGAAAGAGUGAAAAAUUGUGAGUCAAAUAAAAGAAUUGAAGAAGCAAAACUAAAAGUUCGACGAAUCCUGGCUUAUUUUGUUGUAUACAUUUCGUAGAGGUUUUAUUCGCCAGGUUAUCUUUAAGAAAUAAGGACUGGAGAAUCACAUGCGCGUUGCUCACAGUGAAGCUUAUUAUUAUAGGACGUAGCGACAACAUACCACAAACUUGACUUAUCAUCACAUCAUAAUGAGGCAACCGCUUACGCGACCAUUGUUAUUAUGUCGCAAUUGCCGCAGCCACUACCGUCUUAUCCUGCUUUUCUUUUCAACGUGUAAUAAAGGCAAGGUCUUCCAUAGUCAGAAGUCUUGUGGUCAACGACUUGCGAACAAAAAACUUGUGGACAACGACAGAUUGCAGUCAUUUAAUGAAUUGUGAUCGGCAUCAAUCAUUUUCUCUUAGUAGUAAACACCUUGCCAGGCGUAGGCCACAGUUCCGUAAUAAAACAACUGCUCAAGUAA
Messenger RNA from Hyalella azteca, 1082 nucleotides. RefSeq lists its product as uncharacterized. The record is from RefSeq and is a predicted model, not a curated record. NCBI's taxonomy places the organism in Eukaryota, Metazoa, Arthropoda, Malacostraca, Amphipoda, Hyalellidae.